CAAUAACGUCUUUAUACAUACUCGACAUUCGACAAUAUUAUAAAACUUAUGAGUAACUUCAUCUCGAAUUUGACAUUAAAUAAACACACACAGAAUAAAACCUUAUAAUAAUAAUAGUCUCUUGGGGCCAUUAGUCUAGAGAGCAGACUUGGUCUUCUUCUUCCUCUUUCUCUACUUCAUACAUAAUUUCAUUUCUCAGGUUUCUAUAUAUUUUCUUCUCCACUUUUUAUAAUUUAUCCGCUUGUCUGCUAUCUCUUACAUUAAAUCUAAACCUAAAUCAUUAGAAUCUCUAAUCCAGUUUAUAAUAUACUUUUCAUUUUUAUCAAUUUUUUUUUUCUUUUUGUGUUUGGUGUUGGCAUGGCUGGUCUCGAUCUAGGCACAACUUCUCGCUACGUCCACAACGUCGAUGGUGGCGGCGGCGGACAGUUCACCACCGACAACCACCACGAAGAUGACGGUGGCGCUGGAGGAAACCACCAUCAUCACCAUCAUAAUCAUAAUCACCAUCAAGGUUUAGAUUUAAUAGCUUCUAAUGAUAACUCUGGACUAGGCGGCGGUGGAGGAGGAGGGAGCGGUGACCUCGUCAUGCGUCGGCCACGUGGCCGUCCAGCUGGAUCGAAGAACAAACCGAAGCCGCCGGUGAUUGUCACGCGCGAGAGCGCAAACACUCUUAGGGCUCACAUUCUUGAAGUUGGAAGUGGCUGCGACGUUUUCGAAUGUAUCUCCACUUACGCUCGUCGGAGACAGCGCGGGAUUUGCGUUUUAUCCGGGACGGGAACCGUCACUAACGUCAGCAUCCGUCAGCCUACGGCGGCCGGAGCUGUUGUGACUCUGCGGGGUACUUUUGAGAUUCUUUCCCUCUCCGGAUCUUUUCUUCCGCCACCUGCUCCUCCAGGGGCGACUAGCUUGACGAUAUUCCUCGCUGGAGCUCAAGGACAGGUCGUCGGAGGUAACGUAGUUGGUGAGUUAAUGGCGGCGGGGCCGGUAAUGGUCAUGGCAGCGUCUUUUACAAACGUGGCUUACGAAAGGUUGCCUUUGGACGAGCAUGAGGAGCACUUGCAAAGUGGCGGCGGCGGAGGUGGAGGGAAUAUGUACUCGGAAGCCACUGGCGGUGGCGGAGGGUUGCCUUUCUUUAAUUUGCCGAUGAGUAUGCCUCAGAUUGGAGUUGAAAGUUGGCAGGGGAAUCACGCCGGCGCCGGUAGGGCUCCGUUUUAGCAAUUUAAGAAACUUUAAUUGUUUUUUCCACUUUUUUGUUUUUCUCCGAAUUUUAUGAAAUUAUGAUUUAAGAAAAAAAACGAUAUUGUUCAUGUAUUGACCCUCUUACUGCAUGGUUUCUUCUAUUGGGUUAAUUGACUAGCUCAUAAGAAUUGUUUAAUUUGGUUAUUGUCAUCAAAUUUGCCCACAUAUAAAGCUUCUAGCAAAUUAAAACUUCCACAAUUUCUUCUGUAAUAGUGCUUGUUAGUUUUUUUUU
Molecule: messenger RNA, 1471 nt
Organism: Arabidopsis thaliana (thale cress)
Lineage: Eukaryota; Viridiplantae; Streptophyta; Magnoliopsida; Brassicales; Brassicaceae
Gene: GIK
Product: Putative AT-hook DNA-binding family protein
Exons: 1
Coding region: 358-1215 (285 amino acids)
Cellular component (GO): nucleoplasm
Molecular function (GO): minor groove of adenine-thymine-rich DNA binding
Source: RefSeq, marked reviewed